AUGAACAAUAUUAUCUGCUUGGCGAAUUAUAUUCAUAGUUUCAUUGUUGAGGCACGCCAACCGGGUCAGUCCUGGAACAGGGUGUACAUGCGAGCGGCGGAUGGCUACACCUUGCAGGAGAGUGUCGACCAUACAGCUGCGAGUGUAUAUGAAGAGCUGGAAUACCAGAUCUUGCAAGAUGCAAGCCCACAGUUAUGUGGCCUUGUGGAUGGUUGCAAGCAAUGGAUCUGUGGGUAUAUGGACUGGGUGGCGCUGGAUACUAAGCGAUACCAGGCGGCAUAUGCUGUUGGUGAUGCUGAUGAUCGAAAUGUUCUUCACAACCGUCACGUGAGCACUGUUCGCAGUCCCUUCUAG
Aspergillus costaricaensis CBS 115574 is the source of this 354-nucleotide messenger RNA. RefSeq lists its product as uncharacterized. The transcript has a single exon. NCBI's taxonomy places the organism in Eukaryota, Fungi, Ascomycota, Eurotiomycetes, Eurotiales, Aspergillaceae. The record is from RefSeq and is a predicted model, not a curated record. Bases 1 to 354 code for a protein of 117 amino acids.